Molecule: messenger RNA, 1665 nt
Organism: Strongyloides ratti
Lineage: Eukaryota; Metazoa; Nematoda; Chromadorea; Rhabditida; Strongyloididae
Product: PTB/PI domain-containing protein
Exons: 1
Coding region: 1-1665 (554 amino acids)
Source: RefSeq, a predicted model, not a curated record
AUGUCUAUACCAUUAUGUAGAUGUCGUGUUCUAUAUAUUGGAUCAUCUGUUCCAACAAUUACUAAAGAUGGUCUUCAGGGUAUACAACAACCACUUCAUGAAAGGUACCCUGUAUCUGGUGAACCUGAUACUAAAGGAAUUGAUUCAUGGUUAUCAGUUUAUUCUAAUGGUCUUCUUCUUGAAUAUAUUGAUGGUCCUAAUCGUACAGAGACAGCAUUUUUUCCAAUAACAACACUUCAUUACUGUGCAGCAGUACGUUAUGUCAACCUUGGACCAUUUAAUGUUGAAGGUGGUGGUGGUGAAAAAUUUAUUCCACUUGAUUCACCAUUUGCUGAUAUACCAAAUUCACCACAUCCACCAAUUUUUGCAGCUAUCUUUCGUAGGACAACUGGUAUCAAAGUAUUAGAAUGCCAUGCUUUUAUAUGUACUAAUGAAAAAGCAGCAAAUGCUUUAGUUAGAUGUUGUUUUCAUAGUUAUGCUGAUACCAUUUACCUUAAGAUGGAUGAUAGAAUACCUGGUUUAAAAGCCAUUAAAGAUAAAAGUAGAAGUACCUCACCUGUACCUCCUCAAAAUAAUGGUGAUGAAAAAAAUGUUGAUGAAAAUCAACUUGUUAGUGAAACUACUAGUAAACUUGUUGUUAAUGAUACUGAUAUGUGGAAUGAAGUUGAUGGAAAACCUAAAACAAUUAAUAAAAGACAAAUUAGUUCUAAUUUUGGUAAUAAUGAACAUGAUACACCAAAAAGUGAAAAGAAAAAAGAUAAAAAAAAGGAUAAAAAAAAUAAUAAUAAAAAAGAUAAUGAAAGUCCAAGUAUCUCAAAUCCUGAACAUUUUCCACCACAUCCUGGUAUGAUGGGUUCUCCAAGAUUUAUUGGAAUGCCACCACCACCUCCACCUCCACCAUUUAUGCCUUUCUUUCCUCCAUCUAUGCCAUUACCACCACCACCACCAGGACCACAAACAAUUAAUGGUAGAGUUAAAUUUAUUCCACCACCUCCUGGAAUGUUUUUCCCUCCACCACCACCAUUUCAUCCAAUGUAUUAUGGAUCUUUACCACCACCUCAUCCAUAUUAUGUUGAUAGACCACCAUCUCCACCAAUGGUUAUACCAUCAAAUACAGGUACUGGACCAAUAAUAGAAUCAUAUUAUGAUACAUUUCCUAGAAGACAUGUAGUAGAAGGUGAACCAAUAUAUAUGUCUGGAAAUGGAAAUUAUCCCAUAUAUGGGACACUUUCUCAUCCAAUAUAUACAGAUAGAAAUGAAAUAUAUUAUGAAACAUAUAGAAGGCAAAAAAAACCUGAGCAAAAAUAUGGAGAAAGUCAUGUAGAAACAACAGUAAAUAGUGGUAAAGAUGAUAUAACAAAAUUUUGGGAUCAAUAUGAAGCUAGUAUAUAUAAAAAAGCUCAUGCUAAUGAAAAAGGUUUCCUUGAAACAUUAAAUGGAGAAGAAAAAGCAACAAAUAAUAAUGGUACAUUAAAAGUUUCCAGUGCUACACAAACACCAUCACAAGUAAGAAAAAUUAUAAAAGAAGAAAUAAUUGUUGUUGAAAAGAUACCAAAACCACCUACACCACCAAUAGAUUAUGAAAGAAAUACUCCUUCCCCAGUAGAGAAUGGUAAAAAAGUUAUAGAUAACCGUCUUCAUCAAAGAGAAGGAGUAAUUUAUUAA